Moneuplotes crassus is the source of this 1658-nucleotide messenger RNA. The record is from the annotation of a GenBank genome assembly. Lineage: Eukaryota; Ciliophora; Spirotrichea; Euplotida; Euplotidae.
CAUUUUUUGCCUUUAUUUGAGCAUGCUUCAUUAGAUAAGUUAUCAGGAUGAUUUCGAAUAUUACCAACCUUAUUCAGACAUGUAUGAGCAACAUGUCUCUUUCCAGUGCUUCAGAAAAAGAAGUUAGAAAAGAGGUGAAGCAUUUUCUCGACAAAAAGCAAAGUCAGAUACAAGAGAUAUCAGCCCAAAUUGAAGCUUUAAAAGAUGGUGAACUGCCUAAUGAGGAGGAAAUCAAAAGCCAAGUCGUUAACAUCUUCACCGAAAUGAGAAACCACGAAGAGUUCAAACAAUUUUGAGUAAGCAACUAUAUCAAGUUUGUAUCUGAAUACCUCAAAAUGUCAGAUACAGACCUUGAUUGCAUACUUAAACUUGAGCUAACACAGCAAGAAAAGAAGCUAGUUUUUGAGCAGGAUGAAUGGGAUAGAGAUGACAUUGACAAACUUUUAGAAGAAAUUAAAGAAAAAGAAGCAAUUUUAGAAGAAAUGAAAGAGAGCAUAGAGCAAUUUAAAUCCAAAGUCAUCUCUUCUUUGGACCCAACGAAAUUUGAAGGACUAAGUCAAAUUUCUAGGAUAUUUCUAAACAAGCAAAUAGGCUCAGAAAAAUUUUCAAACUUUGAAUUAGAUCUAAAACAAAAAGAGGAUUUGGAAUUAGUACAAUUAUUACAAGGAUACUCGAUGCCAAGUUUAAUCAAAUUUGUUAUUAAAAGAUUGCCGGAAGAGCUAGAUAUUCUGAGAGAAUUUAUUUUUGGAUGUUUCUCAUCUUGUGUAAAUACAUUUGGUUUGAACAAAGAAGGCGAGAAAAGAAAGAUUGGAGAUAUUUUAGAUAUUCUCUGAAUUAUAGCCCAGAACACAAGCUCAAGCCUCUAUCUGCAUAACUUUGAAUUAAAUACUUCAGAUCUUAAAAGAGUAUUGGAACUAUCAAAAGAUAGACAGAAAAUAUUAAUCUGAGAAGAGAUUCAAACAAUAGCUAAAAGCUCAAAAGUUUUAACUAGUCUAAACAAUCGAAAAUAUCUUCUCUCAACCUAAAAGAUGACUCUUAUCAAAUUUAGGUUUUGAAGUAGAUUGUAAAAAAAGAAAAGUCUCAAUUUUUAGGGUUUGUCUCUGCAACAUGUUAGUUAAUGAUAAAGCAGCCAGCUAAAUUCAAGUUUCUAUCUCUUGAAAUGAACCAAUAGUUUAUAUGACCUUAAUAUCAGGUUAAUAAGUAACCCAAAACAGCUCAUGGAUAAUUGGGAAGAAGGUCAUUAAUCUAGAAUAGUAUUAUCUCUCAUAGUCUAAUCCAAACGCUUAACCAGAAUACUUUUUAUCCAUUUUAAUGAAUUUAUCUCAAGAAUCUGAAAAUAUUGGUCUUCGAAUCUUGUAUCCUCAAGUUCGAUAUAGCACCAAAAUUUAAGAGCUUUUCUAACAAAUCAAAAUUAAAUACUCUCUGUUUUAAUAAAUGAGGAUCACCAGAAAAUUCUGACUGGAAAAACUAUCCGGAAAGAUUUGAAAACUUAUGAAAAGGACUAUCGCAAUACUUUUGCAAAGGACUAUCCCAAUACUUUUGCAAAGAAUUAAUGAUAAAGAAUUUAUAUUUCUAUAAUUUUGAUCUUGAAGAGGAAAAGAUGCGAGAAAUAUAUAAUAAGUAUGGGAUGAAGAACACCAAAGUUAUUUUUAAGGCAA